UAGUAACCCUCAAAUCAAAUCUCAGACCAUCCCUGGUUUUCAAAUCGGCGCGCUGCCUUUUGCCACCCACUCUCUCCACUCUCAACUCUCCAGAACUCUACUACCAUCAUCCAUCCCAGGCCCCACCACAACCCAGUGCGAUCGGACGGUGCCGGAGUCUGCAGAGAUGGGCCCACCGAAGAACGCCGCCCGUACGAUCUCUCAGGAGGCCUUCGACGAGGUGGUGAAGGAGAACAUGGAAGAUCUCGGCAUGGACCCCACCGAGGCCCUCGAAGACGCCAUCCAAACGCUAACUCUCCAGGGCGUCGAUCUCUCGGGGAUCGUGACCUGUGUCCCCGGAGAGGGUAGUGUGAAAGACAAUCCUGUGUUACAGUGCUUGGAUAGAUUGAGCCAGUUGAAUUCUAGUCCAAACAGUCAAAUUGGCGAUGAAGUUGUGGAUUUACUUGAUAAACUUACCGAGCUCUGUAAAGCCGAAGGUUCUGGGAAUGCAGCAAUAGCUUCUAGAAAUGGAGGGGUUGAAAUAGUUUGUUCUAUAUGUUCUAAGAUUGAGAUCGGGUGCGAACGCGCUGUUUUUUUGGCGUUGAGGGCAUUGGCUUCAUUGUUACAUGAUUUGCAAAGUAGAGAAGCAUUUAGGGCAAGUGGUGGACCAAAGAUUUUGGUGGGUAUUCUAACUGAUGGAUUUGAGAAUAUUGACAUAGUGAGUAGUGGUUUUUCUGUCGUUGCUGCGGCUGCAACGAGUAAUGAGGUCAUAAAGGAGUUAUUCAUGGAGUUGAAGAUUGAUGAGCUUAUUCUGCGAGUAUUGAGUGUAAAAAGGGAAGUCAGCAUUGAGAGUUUGUAUGAUGCUAUACGGGUUCUCUUAACACCUGAUGAUAAUCGUGUUUUGGCUUCACAAGUUUAUGGUUAUGCGCGGAACUUUGCUAAAAUUGGAAUUGCUGGAGCUCUGGUUGAAUCAGUACGUGCGGGGCUUAGCUCAUCUAGUCUUGUUUCAGCAAGCAUUGCUUUAAAGGCUAUCGCUGUCAAUGAUGAAAUAUGUACAUCCAUUGCCGAAAAUGGUGGAAUUGAUGCGGUUCUCUUAUGUAUUGAUGACAGUAGUGAACAAGGCAACAAAACUGUUGCUAAAGUUUGCUGUUCUUUGCUCUGCAAGUUGGCAGGAAGUGACACAAAUAAGAAUGCCAUUGUUGAGAAGAAGGGUAUGGAUAGGCUAAUGAAACUGUCAUCUAGAUUUUUUGAUGACCCUUCUAUCCUUCAAGAGAUUAUGGCUGUUAUUUCUGUACUCUCCUUAAGGUCCCCAGACAAUGCAGCCAUUGCCAUUGAAGCUGGGGCUGGAGAACUUGCCCUCCAAGCUAUGCAGAAGUUCCCUGCGGCACAGCAAAUGCAGAGGAACUCCUGUCUCAUGAUUCGGAAUCUUGUCUCAAGAAACGCAGCCAACAGAACUAUUCUGCUCAAUAGCGGUAUCGAGAAACACAUAAGGAUGGCCAAGCAAAACCAUGUAAGUUGUAAGGAAGCCGCUACCGAUGCAUUGAGGGAUCUGGGACUUGACGACUACAACAUGUAAACCUUCAAAGUGCAUAUACUCCUGUUUCUUGAACCACAAUUUUGCAUGCUUAGAUUAUCUUCCCUGUUUGCUUUAGCAUUUGCAUGAGCGCUACUUUAAUGUAUCUUUUGUGACAGUAUGUUGUUACAGCCUUUUAAUUGGCCCUGUUGCUGAAGAUGGUACAACAGACAGGAAUCUUUAUUUUUCCUGAAAUUCCUUUUUA
Molecule: messenger RNA, 1757 nt
Organism: Pyrus x bretschneideri (Chinese white pear)
Lineage: Eukaryota; Viridiplantae; Streptophyta; Magnoliopsida; Rosales; Rosaceae
Product: armadillo repeat-containing protein 6-like
Exons: 8
Coding region: 167-1555 (462 amino acids)
Molecular function (GO): protein binding
Source: RefSeq, a predicted model, not a curated record